AUGCAUUAUCUAAAGAUAUCUCUAUUUGUACCACUAUUGAUAUUGGCCAAUACAAUCGACAGUGCAAACUGGGAUUAUGGCAAGCAUGGACCUAAUGUUUGGAUGGAAAUGUUUCCAGCGUGUGGUGGAAAAAAACAAUCACCAAUUAAUAUUCGAACAAGAUGUACCGUUUAUCAAGGUUUUGAACCAUUUAACUUUACAUCUAUCCAUUACGAACAAAUCAAGUUCAAACUCACAAAUAAUGGACAUACAAUAAUAGCAGCACCGAAUAGUCCAACAAAAAUAUCAUUAACUGGUGGAAAAUUGCAGGGCACAUAUAAUUUUCAAAGUUUUCAUAUUCAUUGGGGGCCAAAUCACAAUACUGGGAGCGAACAUCAGGUGUAAGUAUUUGAAUUGAAAGUGAAUUUGAACUAGUAAAGAGUAGCAGAAAGAAGUUCAAAAAAAUUCUAAGGAAUCGAUCUCGUGUUCUUGAUUGAUUAAUUUCUAGUUUCUACUUUAAUCAGCGCAUAGGGCCCAUUGAUUCUUAAAGUAUUACAACUGCAUCUUUGUUUCUAAACAUUUUCAAUAAUCAAUCAGGAUUCCUUUCGAACGACAAUAAUUCGAUUGUACUAUUGCGAUGGAUCUGCUAAAGGACUCACAUGAUUUUUACUGUUGCUCAAUCGUAAUUUUGAUCCUAAGAAAAUGAAAAUAUUUUGUGAUGAUUGUUAUCGGUGUAAAUUAUGCACUUUUCGUAUCUGCUGAUAUUCUGUGAAUACAAUUAAUGAAU
Rotaria sp. Silwood1 is the source of this 766-nucleotide messenger RNA. The record is from the annotation of a GenBank genome assembly. NCBI's taxonomy places the organism in Eukaryota, Metazoa, Rotifera, Eurotatoria, Philodinida, Philodinidae.